Messenger RNA from Ceraceosorus guamensis, 906 nucleotides. RefSeq lists its product as hypothetical. The transcript has 4 exons. The coding region runs from base 1 to 906 and encodes 301 amino acids. The record is from RefSeq and is a predicted model, not a curated record. NCBI's taxonomy places the organism in Eukaryota, Fungi, Basidiomycota, Exobasidiomycetes, Ceraceosorales, Ceraceosoraceae.
AUGAGCUCUUCCACCCAAGACACGCUGCCUCCGUGGGCUUUCACGGCGCUCGAAACAGCCAAGCAAGUGUCAGGUCGAAAGGUGGCACGACACAUUCGCAUCGAGCAGCCUUCUCAAUCCAUCAAGGGAAUCUACUGCAUCUCUCCACUCGUAGCCGAUCUUCAUCCUCCCAUUUACGAUCGUCCAUGCGAUACGCAGUUGGAAAAUUGUUCCAGUUCCGCCUGGUUCGAAGGGAGAGGCAGUCCUGUCAACGUGACGGUGGUGGUUCAGGGAGAUGGAGAUGAGGAGGCGCAUGCUAAAGUCAAGGAAGCGGCGCAGAAUGAGAAUUUGGAACAAUUGACUUUGCAGAGCGAGAAGGUCGUCGGUCAGCGCAAGGUUGGUGGAGCGACGGAGAAGAGGAGACCGGUGGGCAUACAUGCUAAGAGCUACAUGGGCAGCGUCAGAGUGGCCAUUCCGCAAUACACGCUCUCGACGCCGCUGACGAUCCGUCUCAAGUCCAAAUCGGGAGAUGUGCACCUCUUCCUUCCGCCAUCCUUUUCUGGUAUGCUCAGCUGGUCAACAGAGACAGGCAAACUCAAACUGUCCAAAGCUAUUCAAGAGCGGUACGAAGAAUUAGGAGAGAAGCACAAGCAUCGAGGAGUUGGACGAUUAAAAUCUGCAGGAUGGACAAAGGUCAAGAACAACCAUCAGCAACCACCUCGACCCCAAUCUGCUAGCGGCUCAGCUCCGGCCAGCAACAGGAGCUCGAUGCACUUGGGACCGCACGAGGUUGCUUCGAAAGCGGAAGCUGUAGAGGGAAUCAGAGGCACGCGAGGAGAUAGCGCCGAAUUGAUCACUGCACGCGGCGACAUUCACAUCUAUGAGGCCGGCGAGGCUACGAACUCGACGAAUUGCAUCAUCUGCUAA